AUGUCGGUCGACGAGACUAGGGGAGUCUUGCCGAAUGCGUCAGGAAGACUUGAAAUGCUGGAGGAGCACAGCAGAACCACCACCCUUUUACAGAAGCUCACCUAUCUCCGGCUCGCUAUCGUCCAAGCCCCUUCAUAUAUCUCCACGACCCAAGAGACGGUCAACACCUAUCCGGAGCUCAUGGAUGACCUGGGGAUGAAUUGCCACCCUUUCUUCAUCUUGUUUGAACAAAUCCGCCGACAUCACCGGCGAGAGGCAGAGUUUCUUAGUGCUGUGGCCUGUCUUCACGAAAAGGACGUUCCAUUGUCUCUGCUGCCAGAACUUAGCUCGAAGAAAGCGAUGGUCGACGCCAUCGCUACACUGAAUGGAUAUUCGUUUGUGACGAGCCGGUCAAUGGGCGGAAUAGGGAGUCAUUCCGAACCAUUACAUGAUAUUCAUCGGCUGGUGCACAUCGCUGCUCGAAAAUGGCUGAAAGGGAAUUGCACACUUCCUGGUUUGAUGAAAGCGUUUGCCAUGAUGGUUGCAUGGAGGGAACCUGAACUAGGAUACCUCUCGUAUUGUAACCUUGGAUGGGCGCGCUUUCGGUAA
Messenger RNA from Cladophialophora psammophila CBS 110553, 588 nucleotides. RefSeq lists its product as uncharacterized. The record is from RefSeq and is a predicted model, not a curated record. The transcript has 2 exons. Bases 1 to 588 code for a protein of 195 amino acids. NCBI's taxonomy places the organism in Eukaryota, Fungi, Ascomycota, Eurotiomycetes, Chaetothyriales, Herpotrichiellaceae.